AUGGACAACUAUAAUAGAAACAUACUCCUUGUGAAUGACAAAGACAAGGUGGUCGGUAUUGGAAAGGCACUUCGAACCCACUUUAGGGAACAUCUAAUGCUCCACAGGGCAUUCAGCGUGUUUUUAUUCAACUCAAGAAACGAGCUUUUGAUCCAAAAGAGGGCAUCGGGAAAGCUUCUUUUUCCAAAUAAAUGGACAAACAGCGUCUGCUCCCAUCCAUUUGUCAAUGAUCUUUCUUUCAUUAAUCCCCUACUAGAUGUGAAGAUACAUGCGGUCAAGCGGAUUGACCACGAACUGGGAAUAGGAAGUAUACUAAUAGAUGAUUUAAGGUUUGUCUCUCGUAUUAUAUACAAGGCCAGUCCUACUGAAAGAUAUAGUAGAAUCCUGCCCGGGAUCCCAACCACACAGAAAAUCUCCACCUUUCCAGAUCCCAACAACCUCAGCGGGUCCUAUUCCUCUGAUGAUUUCCAUGAAUGGGAGGUCGAUUAUAUUAUUCUUGCGGUGUCUGAUGCCUCUCCUUGCCCCAAUCCUAAUGAAGUUUCAGAAAUAAGAUAUGUUUGCAAGGAAGAACUUCAAGAGUUGAUUGCUAGAGAUUUGGCAUCUCCCUGGUUAGAUGAAAUAUCGAAGCAUGUCGAUAUAUUUGAUAUCAAGCAAUCAUAUUUUCCAUCUGAUCCUUAG
Encephalitozoon romaleae SJ-2008 is the source of this 678-nucleotide messenger RNA. RefSeq names its product isopentenyl-diphosphate-delta-isomerase II. The transcript has a single exon. Lineage: Eukaryota; Fungi; Microsporidia; Unikaryonidae. Gene Ontology annotation, molecular function: isopentenyl-diphosphate delta-isomerase activity. The coding region runs from base 1 to 678 and encodes 225 amino acids. Gene Ontology annotation, biological process: isopentenyl diphosphate biosynthetic process; isoprenoid biosynthetic process. Gene Ontology annotation, cellular component: cytoplasm. The record is from RefSeq and is a predicted model, not a curated record.